This is a messenger RNA of Electrophorus electricus (electric eel), 998 nucleotides long. It is a transcript of the gene styxl1, whose product is annotated as serine/threonine/tyrosine interacting-like 1. Gene Ontology annotation, biological process: protein dephosphorylation; negative regulation of cytoplasmic stress granule assembly; positive regulation of intrinsic apoptotic signaling pathway. Gene Ontology annotation, cellular component: mitochondrion. Lineage: Eukaryota; Metazoa; Chordata; Actinopteri; Gymnotiformes; Gymnotidae. The record is from RefSeq and is a predicted model, not a curated record. Gene Ontology annotation, molecular function: pseudophosphatase activity; protein phosphatase binding; protein phosphatase inhibitor activity.
UUCAAAGGGGAAACAGGACAGAGAGAGACCUGGUUGAUACCCAGCAUCAACAUGCAUCUUGGGUGAUCUGAUCACAAGGACAUCUCAGAGAUGCAUUGCAGCCCCUUCACAGUUGCACUUAGUGCAGGCCACAUGAUAUAAUCACCAAGGACGCAAGUUAACGCCAGGUGUGAACAGGACCGGAGAGAUUGCUUGCUACCUCUAGAUGCUCGUGCCGAAGGCCCGUAUUAUUGCAGUCACGUGAUCACUGCCAGAAACGCUAAAUGGGACCAGCCAUUGACUGCGCCAACAGCCUUGCAAAAGCAAGCCGAUAUCCAGUUCAGAUUCUUAUUGGAGGAUAUGAGAGGUUUUCUGCAAUCUACCCUUUCUUCAGAACACAGAAAAUCACAUACACGAUUAGGGAACUGGAAAACAUGAAGCCGUAUCCAGUGGAAAUUUUGCCUGGCCAACUCUAUAUGGGUAAUUACAGGCAUGCAACAAAUCCUCGUAUUCUCAAAGAUCUGAAACUCACUGCACUAAUCAGUAUCUCUGAAGACAGCAGUCUAAUGUUUGAAAAAGGAAGCUGCGCUAUUCUGUACAUCCCAGUUGCAGACUCUGUGGAUGCUGAUUUGUAUAGUUCUUUUGAGCAAGCAUCUAUUUUUCUAGCCUCUCGUCUUAACACUGGAUCUGCUGCACUCAUAUGCUCAACUCAUGGGAUUAGCCGCUGCAGCACGCUGGCCAUGGCCUUUCUAAUGCACCACCUAAAAUACACACUCAAGGAGGCAUGGGGUCAUGUUCAUCAGUGCAAAGCCAACAUGAGGCCCAACCGAGGAUUUGUGCAGCAACUCUCCAACUGGGAGCUCCAAAUAGUUGGGAGAAAAAUUACAGAUAUUUCAGAGCCCAAUUACUGAAACGUUUUCAGUUGCUUUAAGGCACUGUUCUUUCACUCCACUGACUCUGUUUAGACAUCCUGAAUGAAUACUGGCUUUUGUGUUAUUAUAAAUGUAAUGCAUUUUUUG